AGAGUGUGUGUGGUGACUGUGGCGGACUGUGCAGUACGCCUCUGGAGUGCCCACAGUCAUGGCGGUGAAGCUCUCAGUGCCUCUUAAUGUGAUUAGAUCCUAAACUGUGUAACAAGCCUCCCCCCCCCCCCAUUGUGGUUCCUGGAGUGUUGGUAGACUGUGUACCGUGCUAGUUAACAGUGUCACUACUACAACCUCGACCCCCCUCCCUCAACGGAACUGUGAAACACCGUCCUGAAUUCUUGUGUUUUGUGGAGGGCGUCAUGUUGGCCGUCAUGUCUGGGGUCAAGAGGGAGCGUCCGCCCACGCCCACGUCCCCGCCUCAUCACCCGCCCACCACCCACACGCCCACAACCACGCCGCCUACUCCACCCUCACCCCACCCACCAACCGAGCCAUUAAACUUUUCUCGGCCGAAGCCGCCCGCCUCACCCGAUCCCGUAAUGCCGCCCACCAGCCUCCACGCCCGCCUGAGUUUGGAGAUGGCGCGGGCGGGCUUGUGUGGCGGGGGGCGGCUGGGGAUGCUGGGCGCCCACCACGGGCGGCUAGGCGGCCUAGUGCCCCCUUUGCUGCCCGCCUCCACCCUCUUCCCUCACCUGCGCUUCGGCCUCGGCCACGACGACAGCGACGAGCGGGGACUGAAGCGGCCGCUGGAGGACGACAUGGAAGCUCACCACCUGGACCUGGCCUCCCUGGAAGCCCACCAUCAGCAGCAGCAGCAGCAGCAGCAGCGCCCCCUGCGCCUGGAACCUCCCCACCUGGAGGAACCCCGCAGGAAGCAGCGCCGCUACCGCACCACCUUCACCACCUACCAGCUGGAGGAGAUGGAGAAGGUGUUCCUCAAGACGCAAUACCCUGACGUCGUCACCAGGGAGGAGCUGGCCAUGAAGAUUGGACUGACGGAGGCGAGGAUCCAGGUGUGGUUCCAGAACCGACGAGCCAAGUGGAGAAAGCAGGAGAAAGGCUUGAGUGGGUCCAGCGGGGGCGUGACGUCCGCCUCGCCUUACUCCUCCCUGGCCAGCAAACUGGCUGGCUACCCGGGCUACCAGCGACCGCCGCCGCUCUCCAAGCCCCAAGACCAGGCUCGAUUCCCUUCCCUGUUCUACUCUCACGCUUCCUCGUCCGCUACACUCUCGCUCUCGGCCUCCACGUCGUCCUCCUCGUCGUCGUCGUCUGCUGCACAAUCGGUGUUCCCGCCUCUGCUGCCGCUGGUGAGGGACCCGCGCGCUACCUACAGAUACCCGCUGAUCAACCCUCUCAGCACCCCGCUCCUCUAUCCGCCUUCCUUCCACGCCCUGCUCGCCCAACUAUCCGCCCACCACAAGGCAGAGACCGCCGCCCUCGAUUCCACCUACAGCACCAGCGAGUCCGCCCACGACCACGCCCACUACAAGCCGGAGACGGCCCAAGACGUCCCUCAAGAAGACGAGUCCUUAAGCGGUGACCUUCGCGACCCUCCGGAAGAGGAUGGGAUACCUCCACAGCGGGAGACUAAACCCUCUCCACCAAGCUCUGAAAAGGAGGAUGAAGAUGGAAACGCAGAAGAAGCGAAUCAUAAAGAAGAGAGAGCGAAGGAAGAAGGGAGCAGCGCAGGUAGAAACUUGGGAAUGAAGGGGGUGGAACCCCGCUCCACCGAGGCGCCUCGAACUGUGGAUGUCAAGGGUCUGGCCACGCUGCGGGCUCUCGAGCACUACCGCGGCACCCUAGACAUGCGCGCUCUGGAGGAAUAUCGGCGAGCGCUGGAGAUGCGCACUCUGGAGGCCCGCGCCGCGCAGAUCAACGCUCAAGCGCACAUGGAGGCUGCCCAGCUGUGUGGCAGAUCAUCCACCCCGUCGCCUGACCCCAUCCCGUCCACCCACACGCCGCCGGAGUCCCCGUCUCUCAACGACGAGGCCCUCACCGUCAAGCGACCAGAGUACAACAUCGACUCGCUGCUGAAGAAGGAAGCGUGAGCCUCCGUCAGCAGUGAGCCCGCGCCUCAAGCCCGCGCCACCCCUCAUGACGGCAAGCAAUCAACUACCUCCGCAUCAUUGCCGCUGAGAAUCUAUUUAU
Procambarus clarkii (red swamp crayfish) is the source of this 2052-nucleotide messenger RNA. RefSeq lists its product as uncharacterized. Lineage: Eukaryota; Metazoa; Arthropoda; Malacostraca; Decapoda; Cambaridae. Gene Ontology annotation, molecular function: RNA polymerase II transcription regulatory region sequence-specific DNA binding; DNA-binding transcription factor activity, RNA polymerase II-specific. Gene Ontology annotation, biological process: regulation of transcription by RNA polymerase II. The record is from RefSeq and is a predicted model, not a curated record.